Acanthaster planci (crown-of-thorns starfish) is the source of this 4684-nucleotide messenger RNA. RefSeq names its product melatonin receptor type 1A-like. Gene Ontology annotation, cellular component: membrane. Gene Ontology annotation, biological process: G protein-coupled receptor signaling pathway. Gene Ontology annotation, molecular function: G protein-coupled receptor activity. The record is from RefSeq and is a predicted model, not a curated record. Lineage: Eukaryota; Metazoa; Echinodermata; Asteroidea; Valvatida; Acanthasteridae.
UUGGUCAAGUGUAUACUUUAAUUGGACAUCGGUAUCUCAACUGGACAUCGGUAUCUGAAGUGGACAUUGGUAUCUCAAGUGGACAUCGGUACCGAUGCCAUAGAGUUCUACGUACGUGACUAAAAGAGUAGAUUUCGUUCAGGCAAUGUUUGUUUAUCUCGUAUCUCAACAAAAAAUCCUUUUAGUUGCACGAGGAAAAACAUGCCCUUGGGCUGCUAAGACUCUUCGUUAAUUUAAAGGUUUAGUUUAUAAUAUCGAUCGACUCGGGAGCAAAUUCAGACACAUUCACACGUAGGUAGGCCUAAUAUAGGUUUUCCCGGCCAAUUUCGGGAAAUGCGUAAAUUAAUUUGUAAAAUAAAACUUCAAUUGGCAUAGACUUUGAACACGACUUAAAACCUGGUUUCACUUUUACAAAACAAGCAUUCAACUUCAUUUUCAUCCUUAAAAUAAAUGAAUGUGCAUUACGUUUCAUUAAAGAGGCUACAAAUACAUGACUGGGAUUUCGGUUUGACGUAUUCUUCGUCAAUUACAACAAAUGUGCAUUCUUAUUCGCCAAAAUAUGUCUUUUACUGUGACUACGCGGAAUUGAGUAUUCAUUUUCAUUUGCUUUAAUUCAAAUUUGCAAAAAUAUAGGCCAACGUUCAAUUUGAUUAGAAGAUACAAGGUUGAUUAUGGUAAAAACGUAGCUCAAGAGAGAAGGUUCCCUCAGCCUCGGUGUUUACUAGAAUUAGGAUAAGUAAAAUAGUGGGUAUAUUUCCAAAGACAACAUGUUUGGUUUACGAGUAUUCAAACAUUAACCAAUCAAUUAUAAACACUUCUACGAAUGUAACUGGAAAAGUCCACAUACACUGCAAAACUGAGGUGUUAAAUUUAACAUCCCUGGUGUUAUCAAAGGACUACACCAACACUUUUCACUGGUGUUAAGACGUUUGAUGUUAUUUGGUGUUACUUCUAACAACCCUCCAGUGCCUUGUAACACUUGUAGGUGUGCAAAGUAACACCUGGCGGUGUUCAAGUAACACCCUAUGGUGUGGUCACCUGAUGACACCAAGUAAUUUUCCCUACAGUGACCUGUUAGCCGGCAAAAAGCAAAACCAUGUCCAGAAAAGUUCAAUUUAGAAAGAAAAAAAUCAAGUCGUUUACUCUAAACACGCUUAGAAUUUUUUAGACCAUAGGGUUUGUGCACAGGGUAUCAAGUGGCGUCCAUAUAUGGAACUCUUUCCACUGUAACUUCUGUUAGCACACAAACGAAUUCCUAUUCUUGACCAUACCUCAAGCAACACACAGGCGAAAUUGCAUUUAUAUUUUGCGAAACAGAUCGAGUUAAAAUUAGGAAGAAUGCAGGAAUGUAGAGGUACAUUCGAUUUCGUGUUACAGAAAGCGCAAAAACAAAGAUGUUCAGUUUUGUACAUGUAUAAGAACAAAAAAAAAAAGACUAAAGAGGGUUAGGCCUCAAACCCCGGUUUGACACUUUUAACUCUUCGUUUCAAUGGACGGACAGGUUGGUCAACAACGUUUCGUAGACAGAAGCCGGCAUGGAGGCAGUAACUAGUCAACCCACCGUAUCCGAUGACUUUACCACCCCGAGCAGCGCUCCGUUCACCGGGCUGGAUGAGCAGGUGACGCCCGAUGAGCACCUGCCUGAACAGCGUGCCGCUUUCCGGGCCGUGCUGGUGGCAUUCUUCGUGGUCUCCAUGGCCUGGGGUAACAUCGGAAACCCACUGGUCAUGGCAACUAUACUCACGCAGCGGAAGCUGCGUCAAAAUGUGGCCAAUGUGUUCAUUUUCAACCUCGCUAUAGCCGACUUCUGCGUGACGUCGUUUGUAGACUUGUCCUAUGUACUUGGUAACGUGAUCCCUGACUUGCUCAUCAAAAACCGCGUCUUCUGUGGCUUCGCUGCCGCUGUCUGUAUCAUCAGCUGCACUUGCUCCCUCUGGAGCAUCACCGCCAUCAGCAUCAACCGCUACGUCUGCGUGGCCAAGAGUGCGCUUUACCCGCGGGUAUACACCCGGCGGAACACCCUGCUCAUGGCAGCAGCGGUCUGGCUGAUCUGUUUUCUGAUCGAUCUCCCAAACCUCGUCGGCCUCGGAGCGCACGUCUUCGAUGCCAAGAAGCGGGGCUGCUCCUUCGACCGCCUGGACCACUACGGGUACACUCUCUAUUUCAUCGGGAUGGGCGUGGUCACGCCCAUGACCAUCGUCAUCAUCUGUUACAUCAAGACAUUUCUGUUCGUCCGGGAGCACAACAUGAAGAUCCAAACAUGGCAGACAGACGUAGGCUCUGGCGACGGCCAGGCCGUGGCGCCCGGCCCGGCCAAGAAGCCGAUCGACACCCGCCUUCUCAAGACGGUGGUGGUCAUCUUUUUGGUCUUCCUGGCUUGCUGGACUCCGUACACCAUCAUCGUCCUGUCAGACCUGCGCAACACCUACCCGGACGAGCUUUACGUGGCCGCCAUUAUUUUCGCCCACGCUAACUCCAGCAUGAACAGCAUUGUUUACGGUAUCAUGAACCGAUCGUUCCGCCAGGGUUACAAAAACCUAAUCCGAGUCUUGACACGAGGUUGCCUGUGCAACACGGAGCACCACGGAUCGGGGACAGACAACCAGACAUCCAACCACCGUGUCACGGCCGGCGCGCAGGGCAGCAGACGUUGACGUCACGUUUUGGGCCUUCUGUUCCACGUCUUGAACUGGUAUAAUUCAAACCGAACUUGGUAAUUGACACAUCAAGUGGUGUCAUUCUUGAAGCCUGAUACUUUAAAUUCCCAAAAGAUUGAUUUGAGACCAGCACGCACUGUAAUACAAUGACUUUUUCUCGGACACAAAUUUUAUGAACCUUUUAACACUCUUCUUCCACGUGUGAAAUUUAACUAGCUGACAUCCCCGUUUGGUUAAUUGAAGUGACGGUGAAAAUUCUUUUGAACAUUUCCAAUUUAUCCAUGCUUUCCAAGAUAACCGAGGGCGCUGUUGCUGUGAUGUCAUCCGCGGGGAAGACACAGCUCAGUGCAUAGGUUAAUCUGUUCAAAUGGUGAACCCAGAAUUGACUCACUGAAAUUAUUUGUGAGAAAGGGUCAGGUGCUUGCUUUUAGGCCUGCAAAAUCUUUCAAGAAAUGCAGGAGUUUUCUUUGCGCACAACCAACAAUGAAGUUUGGUUCCUGGGAUGACAUAUCAUUUUUGCAAACUAGAGCCAGCAAUACACCAUGUACAACCUUUUAAAUGGCGUAGCUGUUGCGUACUGACUGUACUGUGAAAUUAAAUUUUCCCUCCCCACCCAGAGCCCCGUGGGGAAAAAAAAGGUAUAUAAUCCACGCACCGUAUACUGUAUAAAGGAGGCACUGCAUGUAAUGUUUGAAAGCACAUUGUCGACACACGAUGCACAGUUUAAUCUGUAUCAGAUUUUGAGAUUUCUGUUACACUGAAAUACUUCCACAAAACAGUACAUGCAUAGCUCCUAAGAACACAAAACGUGUUCCCCGUGCACAUUUCUGGAAAAUAGUGGGGACUUGGUGUUGGUUAUAAACGAGUGUUCAGAGGUACUAGGUAUAAAUAAGAUGAUAAACACGCAUGCGUUGAAGCAUAGGAGCUAUAUGGUCCACAAUCGGAUGAAGGUGAAGUGGGCGAACCUCGAAAUGUGAUUUUUUUCCCCAUAUCGUCAAGAAGAGCAAGGAUCGCAAAGAUCGGCAUCCCCUUGGGUUUAACUUCGGCUUGGUGUUCCAGUAAUUUCCUUGGGAGCAUCCUGUGUGGGGAGUUCAACGCUCGCAAGCAAACAUGACACUCGCAAUAUGGCGGGGUUAAACGUACUUUGUGAUGCGUUCUUGAUGUCGAGCGCGGCAGCUGGCAAGGCAUGACAUAAUCUGCCCAGACGCUGUCUUCUAAUGAAAAAGCCCCCCCCGUGGACGCACCGUGCUCGUUACUGAAGAUUUUUUCCCUCUCGAGAGAUAUCGUAUUGGUUCUUGGCCUUGAGCUCAUUUUUAAAGCAGACUCACAGGAUGGGCACGUAGGAAAAAUCCCAUCGGCUUGGUGAGUUUUUAACCGGCUGUCGGGAGGAUACAAUUUUUCGUUAGCGCCCCGAAAAGUCGACACAUUCAUGCACUUACUAUGCAGUAGGACAAUUUGCCUUCGACUUGCUGAACAAAACCAGCGAGGAGCUGGCUUGCUAAGGGCAUGACUAUUAUAUUGUGUGUUACAAAGGUACAGCUAGACUUUCCGAAGGCCGAAUUUUAUUUUUCUUCAGAGGUACAAAGCUCAACAAAACUGCCCCCGUUGCUGGUAUGACAAUUCUCUCCCUAAAUUGCACUGUUACCGUUCAAGGGGAUAACUGGCACAAUUGUUUUUUUUUUAAUUUAUCAUUUAGAUGUAGUAGUCUAUACCGUUAAUCAUUCUCCCUUUUAACACCCAAAUAUAAUCUGACAACACACUUUGUAAAAUUAUAGUCUAAGAAAAAAGAUUAUAAACUAUGGCAACCACUGAUUGGGAAAAAACAACUAUUGACUGUAUGGUACGGCACAACAUCAAAACAGGUUUAUAGUUCAAUUUGUACAUUGGCUGGAUGAAUACUGAAUUAUAAGACGAAAUUCAGCCCACCAAAAUAUGAAAAGUGGCACCGUUGAAUGAGGUAUUAUACAAUGUAUUAUACGAGUGUGUACCAUAUACCUUAAGUAAACUUCUUCAAUUUGUUUCUCAAA